Messenger RNA from Entamoeba invadens IP1, 924 nucleotides. RefSeq lists its product as hypothetical. The record is from RefSeq and is a predicted model, not a curated record. Bases 1 to 924 code for a protein of 307 amino acids. Lineage: Eukaryota; Evosea; Mastigamoebida; Endamoebidae. The transcript has a single exon.
AUGACUCCUUCGAUAUAUUUCGAUACUGUUGGGGAAGUUACUGAUUACAUUUUACCCGAUAACACAACAUCAGUGACUUUUUACAACUCAACGUUUUCCUCUUCAAGAACAUCGCAUUUGACACUCAAUCAACUUACAAGUAACAAAUCAGACUAUUACGACAAUUACUUUUCUGAUGUUGUUUUUGAGUUGCUUGAAAACGUCUUUACAUAUAACAAUUAUUGUAUUCUUUAUACAUCAACAUUUGACACAAUUGUGUUGUAUAAUUCAACAUUUUUCACGUUAAAAAUCUUUUCUGGGAAGACGAGUGGAUAUCGCAAUAUCUCUUCUAUUGAAAAUUGCAACUUUUAUUCAACAGAAAUUCAUGAAUCAAUUUUCUCCAAUUUAACAAUUAAAAACAGUUAUUAUGAUCUCACGUUAACGAAUGAUAUCUUAUCUGGUCUAGUCGUUGAAAACACUGGAUUUUAUUACCAAGAACAUUAUAACGUCCGCUAUACCAACUCAACAUUUGUCAAUACCAUAUUUUAUCAUCAUGAUAAUUAUGAAAAUGUCGUGUUUGAGUCGUGCAACUUUGUGAACUGCAUUAUUCAUUUGGAUGAUCUUGAUAUGAUUAAAAACAUCUACUUUGACUUCGCCGACUGCUAUUUUGAAAACUUCACUGUCAACGAACAAAAAGUCGAUUUGUAUAAAGGAAAUGCCUGUGUCGGGUUGAAAAAGGGGUUUGUAGAACAAUCAAUGGAGAUCCAAAUUGCUAAUGAAGAUGAUAAAAAGAGAACUCAAAUUGUUUUACUUUCAACGGGCGUUGCUGUGCUUGGUGUAUUGUUUAUAAUUGCUGUGAUUAUUAUUUGCGUACUGCUUACAUUGUUUGUCUUAUCACAUAAAAAACAACAAGAAAAUUACAACAAUUUAUCUAACACAAGAUAA